Loxodonta africana (African savanna elephant) is the source of this 4228-nucleotide messenger RNA. RefSeq names its product arachidonate lipoxygenase 3 (gene ALOXE3). Gene Ontology annotation, molecular function: oxidoreductase activity, acting on single donors with incorporation of molecular oxygen, incorporation of two atoms of oxygen; iron ion binding; protein binding. The record is from RefSeq and is a predicted model, not a curated record. Gene Ontology annotation, biological process: lipid oxidation; arachidonate metabolic process; hepoxilin biosynthetic process. Lineage: Eukaryota; Metazoa; Chordata; Mammalia; Proboscidea; Elephantidae. Bases 501 to 2654 code for a protein of 717 amino acids. The transcript is spliced from 15 exons.
CAUGUGCACGAUUCUGGCUGGGAGCGAGUAGGAAAGGCUUGGUGGGAAGGUGGGGAGUGGGCAGGCAGGGGCCCCAGGGCAUCAGUCGGCCGUGGCCAGGCGGAGGCAGUGUCCCAGGCGUCAUCUGCCUCCAUCUCGGCUUCUGGUCUCUCCCUUCCCAGUGGGACCCGGGCUUCUGAUACCCAUCUGGGUGGGCCCUUCCUGCCAGCCGGAGGGACCGGCCGUGCCAGAAGCGCGCAAACAAGUAUCAGGACACAAGACUGUGGGUGGGGAUAAGGAGCCGAGCUGCCAGCAGGGAGCUAGGGCAGAGGCCGGGAGCCUCGGGGAGAGAGAGCUCCCAAGAGGAUCUCAGAGCGAGCUGGGCCUUUCCUCAGUCCCACCCACCUCCCAGCCCUCCGCCCAGCCGCCCAGCAGCCUGGCUCUGCCCGGACCACCCUCACCUCCCCUAGGUCGGCUGCUGCGGUCGGAGCUGCUGGGUGACUUCCUCCCUCCCUCCCAUCAUGGCCGUGUACCGCGUGUGUGUGACCACAGGACCCUACCUGAUGGCUGGCACACUGGACAACAUCUCUGUCACACUGGUGGGCACAUGUGGAGAGAGCCCCAAGCAGCUGCUGGAUCGUAUGGGCAGGGACUUUGCCCCUGGAACCGUGCGGAAGUACAAGGUGUGCUGCUCAGCAGACCUGGGUGAGCUCCUGCUGCUGCGUCUACACAAGGAGCGCUAUGCUUUCUUCUCGAAAGACUCCUGGUACUGCAGCCGCAUCUGUGUCACUGCCCCUGAUGGCACGGUUUCCCACUUCCCCUGCUACCAGUGGAUUGAGGGCUACUGCACCACAGAGCUUCGACCAGGAACAGCAAAAACUAUUUGUCAGGACACCCUUCCCCUCCUUUUGGAUCACAGGAAACGUGAACUCCAGGCCCGACAGGAAUGCUACCGCUGGAAAAUCUAUUCCCCUGGCUUCCCACGCAUGGUGGAUGUCAGCAGCUUUGAGGAAAUGGAGUCAGACAAGAAAUAUGCCUUGACCAAGAUGACACCUUGUGCCAAGAUGACACCUUACACAGACCAGGGUGAGAGCAGCGGGAAUCGGUACCUGCCUGGCUUCCCCAUGAAAGUUGACAUCCCAUCUCUGCUGCACAUGGAGCCCAACAUCCGCUACUCGACCACCAAGACGGCCUCACUGCUCUUCAAUGCCAUCCCUGCGUCCUUGGGCAUGAAGCUUCGAGGGCUGCUGGAUCGCAAGCGUUCCUGGAAGAAGCUGGAUGACAUCCGGAAUAUCUUCUGGUGCCACAAGACCUUCACUUCAGAGUAUGUCACAGAGCACUGGUGUGAGGACCACUUCUUUGGGUACCAGUACCUGAAUGGCGUCAAUCCUGUCAUGCUUCAUUGCCUCUCCAGCUUGCCCAGCAAGCUGCCUGUCACCAAUGACAUGAUGGCCCCCUUGCUGGGACCAGACACCUGUCUGCAGACAGAGCUAGAGAGAAGGAACAUCUUUCUUGCCGACUACUGGAUCCUGGCUGAUGCUCCGGUCCACUGCCUAAACGGCCGCCAGCAGUACGUGGCCGCUCCGCUCUGCCUGUUGUGGCUCAACCCCCAGGGGUCGCUGAUGCCCUUGGCCAUCCAGCUCAGCCAGACCCCCGGGCCGGAGAGCCCCAUCUUCCUGCCCACUGACUGCGAUUGGGACUGGCUGCUGGCCAAGACGUGGGUGCGCAACGCUGAGUUCCUAGUGCAUGAGAACAACACACACUUUUUGUGCACGCAUUUGCUGUGCGAGGCCUUUGCCAUGGCCACGCUGCGUCAGCUGCCCCUCUGCCAUCCCAUCUACAAGCUGCUGCUCCCCCACACUCGCUACACGCUGCAAGUGAACACCAUCGCACGGGCCACGCUGCUCAACCCCGAGGGCCUGGUGGACAAGGUCACGUCCAUUGGGAGGCAAGGCCUCCUCUACCUCAUGAGCACCGGCCUGGCCCACUUCACCUACACCAAUUUCUGCCUCCCGGACAGCCUGCGGGCCCGCGGUGUCCUGGCCAUCCCCAACUACCACUACCGAGACGACGGCCUCAAAAUCUGGGGCGCCAUCGAGAGCUUUGUCUUGGAAAUCAUCGGCUACUAUUAUCCUAGUGACAUGUCUGUGCAGCAGGACUCGGAGCUGCAGGCCUGGGUUGGCGAGAUUUUUGCUCAGGCAUUCUUGGGCCGGGAAAACUCAGGCUUCCCUAGCCGGCUGUGCACCUCAGGAGAGCUAGUGAAGUUCCUCACUGCAAUCAUCUUCAACUGCUCUGCCCAGCACGCUGCUGUCAACAGCGGACAGCAUGACUUUGGGGCCUGGAUGCCCAAUGCUCCAUCAUCCAUGAGGAAACCUCCACCCCAGACCAAGGGGACCACCACCCUGAAGAGUUACCUAGACACCCUCCCAGAAGUGAACACCACCUGUAACAACCUUCUUCUUUUCUGGUUGGUCAGCCAAGAGCCCAAGGACCAGAGGCCCCUGGGCACCUACCCAGAUGAGCACUUCACAGAGGAAGCCCCGCGGCAGAGCAUCGCUGCUUUCCAGAGCCGCCUGGCCCAGAUCUCGAGGGACAUCCGGGAGCGGAACCAGAGCUUGGCACUGCCCUACGCCUACCUGGACCCUCCCCUCAUAGAGAACAGUGUCUCCAUCUAACCCUUCUCCUGCCAUCCUGGAAGAAAGGUCUAAGCAUGAGCAGGGUCAGCUUUUCAGAAUCCUCAGGGCGCUUCUGUCCUCCCUGUUAUCAUCAGACUGAAUCUUCUCCUCUGCUUAUGGGGACCUGGUCCUGCCAAGAUGGCUCUAGCAUCACCUGAAUUGGGCCCUGAGCUGUGAGGGGUCAGCACGACAAUAUCCAGGGUGAGAAGCUGCGGGCUAAAGUCAAACGCACAACAGGCUUCUCCAAAAGGAAGGAACCCCCACCCCUUGCACUACUUUGAGAAGCCUCCUGUUCCACUCUCCUGUAGGGAUCUACAUCCUCCCAUUGGGCUCCCCAUCUUGGGCCCCUGAGCUCUCAUUGCUAGCCCUCCUGCACCCUAAGGCUCCCUUCUCCUACCUUGUCUCUUUUUUCCUCCUUUUCACCAAGCCUGGGAUCAAGCAAUCCAGCUUCGUUCUCUGGAAUAGCCUGGAGAGGGGACAAGGAAGGGAUCUAUGCUCUGCAUCUGACAUAUGGUCCCCUUUGACCCCAGCAUUUUUAAGGAAAAGGGAGGAAUUGGAGUCCAGCUCACCUGGACCCCUAGCUGUGGUUUUUGAGGACCAGACUCCUUGGCUUGGGAGUGUGUGGGGGAGCCUUGCCCUAGCUCUUAUCCUAUCCCCACUCUCAUUCCAAUUUUUUUUUGUCCUUGAGCCCAGUGAGGUCAAUAAAAACCAACAUGCUUGGCUCCCAUUUCAUUUUUAUGUUUGGAUAUGUGUGUGUGUGUGUGUGUUUGUCGGUAUGUGGCGCUAGGGGGUUGAGGAAGUAGGGAGCCACAAUGAGUCCACAGAUCAUCUGUUCUGGAGACAGGAAGCUUCUCAGCCCAACCCAUCACACGGCCAAGCCCUGUAUUCCUACCUUCAAUUCCCAGGGUGUGUCAUCAGGGGGUUGAAAAGAUAUCUUGACUCCACGACUGAUAGGAAAAAAGUAGGCACUGCUGAGCUUCACAGUCCAGCUUCUAGGUACGGUAGUUGUUAGCAUUCACAUUGAAAUCUCCUUUCUUUCUGCACAAUAAAAGACAACCUCUGGCCCUCCUGUAGCUGGGUAGGGCCACGAGAGUACUUUUAGCUAUUAAGUUAUAAGCAGAAGUAAUGCGGGUCAUCACCAGGCUGGAGCAUUUAAUCCCUGAUGUGAUAUGAGACACUUCUAAGUUCUCUCUUCUGCUAUUGUGGAAGCACUGUGGAGACUUCAUCAGCUUGUGUCUCCCAGUGACUAUGGGCAGAGUUCCCUGCUGACCUGAGCUGGACUUGGAGCUGAACAAGAAAUAAACUUUCAUUGGGUUAAGCAUUGAAAUGAUGGGACUGUUUGUUACUGCAGCAUAAGCUAGCCUAUUCUGACUAAUAAAGAUGGUAAUCUGGUGAGUCUGAUUUUCACCCAUCCAGCCAAACCACCCUUAAAAAUAGAGACUUGUGCAGCCCUCAGGUCAGGUCAUCCACGGCAACCUUUGUGGUUGCCUGCUUCCCUAGACCUCCACUAGAUUCAGCCCACCUUACCACCUCUGCCUCCUGAGUCAAGUUCUGUAGCUGACCAAACACCACCA